This is a messenger RNA of Vollenhovia emeryi, 1935 nucleotides long. RefSeq names its product BMP and activin membrane-bound inhibitor homolog. The transcript has 3 exons. Lineage: Eukaryota; Metazoa; Arthropoda; Insecta; Hymenoptera; Formicidae. The coding region runs from base 245 to 910 and encodes 221 amino acids. The record is from RefSeq and is a predicted model, not a curated record.
UGAGUCAGUCCAACUAGUCCAAGUAGUCAGUCAGCCGCCGGAUAUCGUCGGGGUAGCGUCGUGCGAGCGUCGUGCGAGCGUCGUGGCGGCGUCGUCGCGUCAAUGCUCAUGCCGAGGCGCGUCAAUGGUGACAACGACCAUCUCGACGCUCUAAUUAGAUGCCUGAUUUUCCUGACGACGACGACGAACUCACCACGUGGACGGUUAUCCCGCGAUCGAGUCGAUUUGAAAGCGAGUUGCCGGGAUGUUGCCGCGCGACGCCUUGACUAUCGCGAUGGUGACGACAGCUCUCGUCGUCGCUGUCACCAGCGGUGCGCCAACAAACCUCGAUCCGGAAGAUUACGAGGUGCUCGCCGACAACAAGGCGAAAUUGAUCGAUAAAGAUUCCUCCAGAAUGGUAGAAGUAAGAUGCUUCUGCAAUCAACCAGAGUGCGUUCCUCAGGGAUACAUGUGUCGCGGUAGGGGCUGCUUCACAAAAUUACCAUCGUACGCAAGCGCGCCGCUUUCGAUAGCGGACCCUACUGCUCACAGCGGUUGCCUCAACGAAAGCUUCAAAAGUCGCAAGUGCCCCACAAGAUUUCUCUGCUGCUAUCAAGAUCUCUGCAAUCAUGUGGACAUUCCCGUGAUGAAAAAUAGAUUCAAUGAUACUCAACGAGAGAGUGGCGAUCAGCGAGCGUACUUGGCCCCGCAAUUGCAUCCACACAGUCGCGGAAGUCAGACCGAUGGCUGGUUCCCGACGGCGACGAUCAUCGUGCUUAUCUGUGGAUUCAUCGUCCUGCUUGUGAUUGCCAGCUUAGCCUUCAAAUGGCUUCAGCCUAUGCCGGCGCAAAACGCAAAUAAAUUCGUGCCACAUCGAACAUCCGAUAACGGGCCGCCCUUAUUGGGACCACCGAAAGUGCCUCUGGUUUAAGAAAUUUCCCGAUAAGAGGUGUUUUAAGUAAUAGUUUAAUUAAUUGAGAGCUGGCUACGCUAGUUUUGGUAUAUGACUCACCAAUUCGGAGUUGCCAUAUACAUGUACAUAUAUAUUUGUAAUUUGCGUAACGAAGAGUAUUCGUCGUACGCAUCUAAUCUUGAGAACGAUGCGAGUGAUCUUAUUCCGAUUUUAUUUCGUUUGGACUCUGUUGAUUUCUUACAAUUGUUGAGUUAUUACAGAGGCCAGAGUCAUAUACCGAGUUCAACAGCCAUAAAACGGCUGUCGUGGAAGCUAGCGGGCCGUCGAAGGCUCUACUUGGCUGUGAAUUCUACGAAGAAAGCAACUACUGUAAAUUAUAUAUAUAUAUACAUAUAUAUAUAUAUAUCUCGUAAUGAUAACGUAUUACUCGUUGCAUUUCCUCGAAACGACGUCGCGCGGCACGCGCCUCGUCGCGAGAUCAAAGAGUGAGAAUGGGUCAAGAGAGAGAGACUUUUCGAUCCUUUAAACAUGACGUUACGACGACACAAAGCUUCGGUGUCGCUUUAGGAUUGUAAAUAUAGAUAUGUAUCUAUGUAUUUUUUAUCAUCUUGAUAAACCAAUAUAGUGAAUAAAUUUCACGAUAUUGACGAUCGUGUUGCUACGAUGUGAGAACGUCCUUUAAUGUCGCGCGACCAUUGAACUCUGCUCCCCUAAGGAUAUAUUAUUACAUUUUAAUUGACACGUCAAUAAAGAAAGGAUUGUCUUUUGCAAACGAUCCGUAAGAAUAUUACAAGAGAAAAUUAAUUUGUGAUCGACAUACCUUUCCAAGUUCAAGUCGAUUUCAGUCACAGCCAUUAAAAUUUGUCACGCAACUUGUACGUAUUUCUUUAGAUAUAUUUUUAAGCGUAUCUCAUAUAAGCACAAUAUUGUGAUAGUACGACAUAAUAAUGACUAAACAAAUACGUAGAUCUAUCGAGACUUUGUUUUAUACAUGUUACUUGUGAGGAAUGAAAGGAAAAAAAUAAAAGUCAAAGUAGAGUGUA